CAAAAUGGCAGGAAAAGCUCGUGGGGCGCGGCCGCCGCGCGCCGCCGCCGCCGCAGGACGAAACGCUCAUACUGCUGAUAAUUCUACUUCUGGGAUGAAUAACAAUCAUGCUAGUUCUGGCAUGAGGCUUACCACUAGAGCAGGCGAUCACGCUUCAGUUGACGAAGCCGGUCAACACUCGACUGCGAAGAGCAAGAAGGGGAACAAGCAAGGAGUAGUAGACCAUCAUAUUAGUACACAACAUAUUACUAGAGGAACAAGAAGUUGUGAAGUAGGUAUAACAACUACUGCUUCAGGUUCAUCUGCAGGGGGACCACAACCACUGCAUCAGCGCCUUGUUGAUCCUUUGAGGUUGAAAAGACAGCAAAAGAAGCAGCAACUACAGCAAAUGAUGGUGGCCCAUCCGAAGUUUAGAGACGUGGGUUCGCGCAUUCUAGCUGUGCUCGAGUGUGAGGAACUAGCUGAGCAAGAGGUAUUAGUCGAUUACAAAGCUGGGUUUCUAGGUCCUGAAUUGGAGGGUAUGAGGCGUGGCCGCCGUUUCUGGGACCCGGAAAGCAUAUUCAAGUCGAUCCGACAGAGGUUGGAAUUGCUACCUAGUUUUUGGAGGACAGGAAGAAGCACUACAACUGCUAAUGAGAUAGAAGUAAGUGAUGACGACGAGAAAGAACAAAGCGGAAAACAAGAUGGACGCGGCUCCACAUCUUCCGCUUUUCUCCAUUUGGAUGCUUUUGAACAAGAAGCUUGUCUGUCUAUUUGCACAAGUACGGUGGGAGACUCUUCUUCCUCAUCGUCAACAUCUACUUCUACAAUAACAUCCAGAGGUGGAGGAGGUCCUAACACAGCAGUGAAGAGAAGGAGUGAACAGGAUACGAUGAUGCUGAUGAAAAUUUUCUCGGGACUCAGCAUACUCGAGCGUAUUUCGAGACUUGUUGUUGCACCUUCUGCGGUACAACCUCCAGAGCUGAAACUGUCGUGGAAGUUUUUCAGCAGAAAUAGUUCCUCUAGUUCGUCUACAAGAGCUUCUUCUUCAUCAACAACAACAUCAAGUGAACCCACUUCAAGAACUUUAGCAACUUCAUUUUCGGAACUAAGCUGUUCCUCUUUAGAUGAAGUUGCUGACGUGGUUGCGAGAAAUUUACUGGUGUCAACGUCUGCGGCUUCUUCAUCAGGCAAUGGCAAUGGCUCCUCCCCGAUCUGUCCCACCUACUGGCUGCGUGAGUUGUGCAGACAGGGGAUUGCUAAGUCGGAGCUUCUGGGAAUGGUUGUUUUACCUAUUAUCACGAAAAAAGGUGGAUCAGCUAUAACACCUGGCACAGCAACAACUCCAGCUUCUUCUGCACGGCCACGAGGACCUCCAUUCUUGCAAGAAAUAGAGCGACUCAGAAUUCUUUUCAGUAAUCCGAAUAAACCCGUAAACGCGGCAACUCAUAAAAAUACUAAGAGGUCUUCAACCGGAAGUGAGGUUCAAGAGCCUGAGCAGGACAACGCGAAGGAGCGAAAAAGCGGUCGUGGUACAGUUGUAGCUCCUUCGGCCAAAGCGAAGCAAGUGUCUGCCUCUUCAAAAGAUGGAGCUAAAAGACGAAAGAUGGCCUCAGCAAAAGAAGCAGAGGUGGACGAUGUAGCACAAGAUGAAAAUGAAGAGGAUGAAGAACAAGUACUAGAUGACCAAGAAAUACAAGCAGGGGAGCACCAGUUUCGUUGUGAUCACGGAGUGGUGCUUUUUGACACCGACAAUGCGAUCAGGAAUGGAGAAGGGUUUUCCUGCUCAGCAGUCGGCGGAGCAUCGUCCUCGAGUAGCAGUAGCAAGGUCAAGGACGUAGAAAAGAAUGAGAAAUCUUCCAGAAAGACUCCACCUGCAACUCCAGGUCCUGGAUCUAAAAAACGUGGAGCUGCAGGAUCUAGCUCCAAAGAAGGUGUAGCAGCUUCCGUUGAAGCUCGUAAUGACGAGAAGAACGUUGAAGAGGAUGAUGUGUUUGCUGCUGCCAGACGGAUCUUUGAAGCGGCGAAUCGAGAAGACAAGCAGAUCUUCCGGAUUGGUGAAACCUUAGAGUUUGAGUUUACUUUUCAUCUUAGAAAUGGCAACCCCUCAUCUACCACGAGAACCGAACAACUUGCGCAGUCGAAACUUCUACAACAACUCUGUGAAACUAUCCACCAAUCGAUGUUGAGGACUCUGUCGUCAGCCUUGCGCGUGGGUCUUGCGUGUCAAAUGGCAACAAAGCUUGAUGAUUUGGGAUCGAAAUCAAAGACCACGAUUGGGGAAGUGCUGUUUGCAGCCUCUGGAGAUGAUAAAAAUGAACACAGGAGUAUUGCAACAGGUUCUGCACCCACUACCACAAGAACUUCUAACUUCAAGUCAGCACCACAAGGUGGAGCACAACAACAAGGUUCUUUGAAGAUGAAAAACAAAACCACUAGUACUACAGCAACUUCUACUAGUAGUAGCAGUUCUUCAUCAACGGCGCAACUACUUGCUCAGGCUCACCAGUCGUCUUCAACAGCAAUUGGACCUCCAUCAGCGAUAUUAGACUCGAAAGUAGCGUGUAUCUCAAUAGCAAGAGACUUGCUGGUCGAUCCUGGAUUUUUCCCUUUGCCAACUGACGUCACUUUGCGUUCGACAAAUGCUGCUGGGUUUAAUAUUUGGACGUCUAAGCCACAGCCAUCUACAUCAUCCUCGCCAUGGACGCUAUCCUCUGCUAUCACUUCAGAGAUGUCUGCAUUGAAAAAACGAUUUAACAAAAUCGAACACGACUCUGCUGCAACCGCCUAUACUGGUGGAUCUGACGUCCUUGAUGGUUGCGGAUAUAUCUGGUUGCAAAUCGAAGAGCAAACAAGAACCUUGUCUAGUCCUACAUCAGCGGCACUGCAGAGGAUCAGUUGUCAACCAGCAAGCAAAUAUGUUUCGCUACAGGACUUCAGGUCAGCCGUGAGUAAUUUUGGCGAUCUUUUCCUAACGGAAACCGAAAGGAAGAUAUUGACAAGACUGUUGGCGUGGGAAAGUAGUCAGAAAUGAAUAUGACAACUCGGCCACAAGAGCCUUAGGUUUUCUACAAGGGUCGAAUGUGCGGCUCUUCGGAUAGGAGUAGAACUGUUGGCCUAACAUUCCCUUUGCAUUCGCUUCAUCUCAAUAACCUGUACCCAAGUUAAGUACCCUUCAAUUUCUGACCAGGAUCCAACUCUUCCUUGUAAAAGUGAAGGUGGUGAAGGAGCAAGGCAUUUCCAAAACCGAAAUUUGCAG
This is a messenger RNA of Amoebophrya sp. A25, 3238 nucleotides long. NCBI's taxonomy places the organism in Eukaryota, Dinophyceae, Syndiniales, Amoebophryaceae. The record is from the annotation of a GenBank genome assembly.